Molecule: messenger RNA, 594 nt
Organism: Haemonchus placei
Lineage: Eukaryota; Metazoa; Nematoda; Chromadorea; Rhabditida; Trichostrongylidae
Source: the annotation of a GenBank genome assembly
AUGGCGGUAUGCAGUUACGAUACGCAUGAAGAAGACCCUUAUGACGACGAUUAUCUGCUGUGCUUCGGGCUGUUUACUAUCACUACUGCAGCAAAAUUUUUCUCGUGCUAUUUUUUCGUCAUAUGUCUACUGGUAUCUGGACUUAACUUCCUCGCGUUUGGUUUUGACCACACGUGGUUUUCCAUUUUUUGUGUAUUGUUCACAGUAUAUUCGAUCUCAACACUGUACGGUGUAUUUCUUGAGAAGAAACUCUUUCUCCUUCCUUUCAUCUGCAUUCAGGGACUGUUUACGGUUAUCGUUUCUCUUUUGACGCUCGCCUUGUCCGUCAUUGGUGUUGCAACAAAUGCAAUUCAAAAACAUCACGAAGACUCACAACAGCUAAGAGAUCUCUAUUACCAGUACAAUCUCGACCCGGAUGACGAGAUUACACAAACGAUUGCUGCAUGGUCCGUGUUGGUGGUGUUACUGUCCAUACUUGGAAUUUCAUCGUUCUCAUGGUGGGUCAUCUACCAGACAUAUCGAAUUUAUGCUUCACGUGAUCGGAUCGAUCGCACUGGAUACUGCCAAGGAGUACCUACAACCGAACACCUGUGA